UUGUGCUAAUAAGUAACUUUGUCAAAAGCCUGUUUUCACAGCUGCAGGCAAAUACUUUGAUCACUGAAAAAAGAAAAAGAAAAAAAAAACAUGGGGGCAAAAACACGCCUGUGCAAGUUUGCCUGUUGAAUAGGAAGUGAUGUGGAGCUUUGUACAGGUAUGGGUAAAAGACUCUGGAUUCACUGCAGUUCCUGUCACUAGUUAAAAUGAUUGGCUACUGUUAGUGACGCAGAAAAGGAUAUAGAAGGAUGGUAUAAAUUGUGGGGAAUAACCACUUGCAUCUGGAGAGCAGCUGAAGUGUGACGAAAACCGAAUCUCCAGUCUGACUGAAUCUGUACUUGGGCCGCAGCAUGACACAACAAGUGCAUAAAAGGUGUUUGCACUAUCAGGUACUUGGAUUGAUGAUGGUGUUAGCCGUUUUCUCUGGACUUGGAGACACUAAGGAGAAGUCAGAGGAUGUGCUCAUAUACAACACAACACACAGUAUUGGAAGUGGAGUGGAACCGCGAGUUUUGGCCAUUCAAAGGCCCUGCGGUCCAGAACACAAAGGAUUCUGUUUCAAUGGCGCCUGUACCUACUCCUCUGACCUGGACACCCCCAUCUGUCGGUGUGACAAAAUGUAUAGCGGUGUGCGCUGUGAACAUGUUAUUUUGAACACCCAACGUUUGUCUAGUCCUGAAGAAGUCAUUGGAAUUAGCUGUGGUGCAGUUUUAUUACUGGGAACUGUAAUUGCAGUGAUGUACUGCUGCUUAAAGAAAAGGUGUCGGAAGUCAUCACCACCCUACAAGAACUGUGGCUCUGAGAACUUAGUUUAAGUUAUCCGGCCAGAUAUAAUUUAUAUUCUUAAACAACUUGAAUUUAGGUCUAAGACAGGAAUGAGGACUAAACAUCCAGACUGACUCUACAAGCAAGACAGGCCAGACUGUGGAGCAGAGACACAACACUCUCUAGAGGAAAGAGCAAGAAUUGCAAAGAAACACUGUGACAUUUCACAAUCUCACAGAAUCAUUUUAUAUUUAUUACAAGUUUCUGCUACUUAGUCCUUACUACAACUUUGGCACUGUAAUGUGAAAAUUAUUUACUGUCACUGAUAAACUGCAUGUAGAAUAUCAGUCAGAUGGAAUUUUAUCCAUAAGCAAAUGUCAUAUGCUGCCUCUGUUAUGAAUGUAUUAUGUAAGUGCACAUAGGUAUUUAUUGCACAGCUAUAAACAUGGUAAUACUAAAUAUAAAACCUAAACUGUGCUAAUGUAUUUGUAUCAGAUAUUUAUUUAUUGACAAAUUUGUCUAAAAUUUGCACCUAAAAUAAAAAAAAGAAAAAACAUAAAAAUGUGUUUUGUUUUAAAUUAGUCAUGUCGUAUUAAUGCAAAGCCAUGAAAUUUAUGUUCUCAGUUUAAGCAAUAUUAAACAAUAACUGUCUAUA
This is a messenger RNA of Cyprinus carpio (common carp), 1420 nucleotides long. RefSeq names its product epigen-like. Gene Ontology annotation, biological process: positive regulation of cell population proliferation; epidermal growth factor receptor signaling pathway; positive regulation of mitotic nuclear division. The record is from RefSeq and is a predicted model, not a curated record. NCBI's taxonomy places the organism in Eukaryota, Metazoa, Chordata, Actinopteri, Cypriniformes, Cyprinidae.